Molecule: messenger RNA, 7197 nt
Organism: Xiphias gladius (swordfish)
Lineage: Eukaryota; Metazoa; Chordata; Actinopteri; Istiophoriformes; Xiphiidae
Gene: tg
Product: thyroglobulin
Exons: 49
Coding region: 3-7064 (2353 amino acids)
Biological process (GO): thyroid hormone generation
Source: RefSeq, a predicted model, not a curated record
CAAUGGCCUGGCUGCUCUGCAUCGCCUGCAUCCUGAUCUGCUGCCCGGAGCUGCUGCACGGCAAAGCUUCAGAGUACCAGCUGGAGUCGGAGACCCUGACCCAAUGUGAGUUGCUAAGGGGCGCGGCUGUUGCCAAGCAACAAGGUGGCAUCCCUCACUGUACAGAGGACGGCAGGUUCAGACCUGUGCAGUGCAGCGGUCGGGGUCCGGAGUGUUGGUGUGUUGACGCUGAAGGUCACGAGGUCGUCGGGACUCGAACCAACCGCUCUGCUCCAAACUGCCCGUCUCCCUGCCGGCUGCAGUCGGUCCUGCAGUGUUCUCCUUCAGGCCUCUUUGAGUCCGUUCAGUGUGGCAGGGGGCAGUGUUGGUGUGUGGAUCAGGACGGCAUGGAGCUGUACGGGACCCGACAGACUGGGAGACCUCAGCGCUGUCCCGGCAGCUGUGAGGUGAGGGAGAGGCGGCUCCUCCACGGCUUUGGGUCUCCCUCUCCUCCUCAGUGCGCAGCAGACGGCAGCUUCCUCCCCGUCCAGUGUAAAUUCAUCAACACGACAGACAGAACAGAGCUGGACCUGCUGCAGGCCUUCAGCAGGUUUCCAGAAGCCUUUGACACGUUCAGCAGUUUCAGAAAGUUUUUCCCGAUGGUUUCCUCCUACUGUUUCUGUUCAGACAGCAGAGGCCGGGAGCUGGAGAACACAGGUGUGGAGCUACUCCUGUCUGAGGUGUCCGACUCUGCGUUCUCUGGUCUUCGGUCCGGUCGCUCCUUCUCUCAGACAAACAUCUACAGAGUCUUGCAGAGGAGGAUGCUGGGAGUUCGCCUCGCCCUCACCGGACGCUUCAGAUGUCCCUCUCCCUGUGAGGAGGAGCGACGGGCAGCAAUGGAGGCGUUCAGUGUUUUCGUCCCGUCUUGUGAGACCGGAGGAUCCUUCACCUCCAAACAGUGUCAGCAGGGGGGGCAGUGCUGGUGCGUUGACCCCACAGGAAGAGAGCUUCCAGGGACACGACAGCACGGACACUCCCUGGUCUGCAGUUCAGGUCAUGUUGACUGUAAUUCUCAGCGUCGUCUGGCUUUGUCCCGGCUCUUCUCUGGUCCUGUCGAUUCUCUUCUCCUUGAGGCCUCCUCUGGUAGAUCUCCGUCCUCCUGUCUCCCCCUCCUCCGGCCUCUUAGGGAACUCCUGCCAGUGGAGGGGGAUCCGACCUCCUACCUGUCUCACCUGGUCGAAGUCCUCCAGGGUCUCUUCCCCUCGGUGGGCGGAGCUGUGCAGGCUUUGGCCCGCUCCUCCCCCCGUCGCCUCCAGGAGAACCUGUUCGGAGGGAAGUUCCUGAAGAACGCUGCAGCCUUCAACCUCAGUGGGGCAGUGGGAGCUCGAGGAGCUCUCGGUCUGGAGCGGCUCUCCUCUCAGAGUGUCACCGUCAGCCUCCAGAAGAACCAGGACCUGGUCCGAUCUGUCAGCAGAGCCCUGGAGGACCCUGCCUUUCUCUCCGCCUUACAGCACACACUUACGGGGCUCGGCGGCUCGCGCUCCACCUCACUGGAACAGUUUCAGUCAGAACCAUCAGACCUUUGGCAAACACCGUCACCGCUGCUGCUACAGGAGCUGGACGCGCAAUGUCCAGAGAGAACUACGCAGACGCUUCAGUCCUACGCAGGUCGGUGCUCUCAGGUGUUGUCUGAGGUCACGGCGUUCAGAGAAGAGGUGAGGAGCAUCAUCGCUCUCUCUAACUCCUCACACCUCCCUCUGGGAUAUGGAUUCCUGUUGGCUGAGGGUCUGCGUCUGACCCCUGAGGAGCUUCAGAUCAGCCGAUCGGAGGAGGAGGUGAAGAUUUCUGAUAGGCUCCUGGGCCGAUCCAGAGCGGCUCUGCGAUUGGCUGCUUACUCCACUGUCCAGAUGUUCCUGCGUCCUCAGCGUCGUUCCUACCAGACGUUCACGCCGCAAUGUGACGCAGACGGAUACUGGCUGCACACACAGUGUUACCACAGCACAGGUCAGUGUUGGUGUGUUGAUGAAGAUGGAGAGUACGUCCCUGACUCUCUGACCAGCCGCUCACUAAGCCUGCCGAAAUGUCUGACUCACUGUCAGAGAGCUCAGGCGCACACCCUGCUCUCUGGUUGGAUGAAAGGCGCUGACCUCACCACCACCUCACCUUACCACCCAAAGUGUGAGGAGGACGGUCGUUACUCUGUGCUGCAGACAGGAGGCACUGCAGGCUGGUGUGUGAACCCUCGGACAGGAGAGACGAUACAGACAGCAACGCUGAGCCCCGCAGGACAGCUGACAUGUCCCACUUGGUGUGAGCUGCAGGGUCUCCAGUGUCGUCCUGACGGCUCAUUCAUCCCACUGCAGUGUGAUGUCUCCUCCUGUUGGUGUGUCUCUGCGGACGGACAGGAAGUGGGCGGGACCAGGACACCUCGACAGACGGGGCAGACCCCAUCAUGUGAUCGUAGGUCCUUUUUGUCUCCGGGGGUUGUUUUGUUUUGUGACAGGCGGCCGUGUCGGUGCCGUAAAUGUAUGUGCUUACUAAAUAAUUGUAGACCUUAUUGUUCCUGCGGGUUUUCUACUCUACUGGGCGUUAGAGGAACUGCGGCUGCGACUGAGGCUGCUGAUUGGUCCACAUGUUUGUCGUCCUCCCGUCCAGGUCCUCUCUGUCCCGAACCCGUCGUUACCCACGGUGCCCUGGUCUGCCGUCCGGCGGCCGAUGGUCGUCAGAGCUGCGAUCUCGUCUGUCUCCGUGGUUACCACAACUCGCUUCCUGUCAGCAGCUUCCUGUGUGAGACCGAGAGUCGGCGAUGGGACAGAGACAACAAACCGCUGAGUGGAGCCUGCCAGAUCUCUCGGCCUCCGCAGACGGUGUCCUACUCUCAGCUCUGGUUGUUGUCGUCGUCCUGCUCUCAGAUCAGCGGUUUACAGUCUCUGUUGUUCAACUCGAUGACCAGCAGGGGGCUCUGCUCCGCUCAGCUUCCCACGUCGGGCCGCUCGGUGUUGGUGUGCGACGACGCGCCGGUGCGUCUGCAGUGUGACGGCGACGAGGCGCUGAGGUUAACGGUCAAAUGGACCGCCGCCCUGUCUGACCUCCCGACCUCUGACCUCCCCGACCUCCACGACAUCGGCCUGUUCCUGAACGAGUCCAGACUUCUGGAAGGAGUUCGGGGACUUCUGGGCAGCGUCCGAUCCACGCUCACAUUAGAGCCCAAACUGGUUUCCAUGACGACGCCGAGCUUCGGCUGUUCCCGUGGUUACCACCUGGCCAGUGACGGCGAAGGCUGCGUCAUUUGUCCUGCUGGGAGUUUCUCCACGGAGGGGGUGUGUCGUCUGUGUCCUCAGGGAACCUAUCAGGAGGAAGAGGGGCGGGACUUGUGCAACAGGUGUCCCAGAGGUUCCUCACCUGCUGGAGCAUCGUCUGUCAAUCAAUGUGUGACGGAGUGUCAGAGGCGGGGUCUGCGGUGCUCAGACCGAGGCGACUUCCUGUCAGCGCAGCCCGACUUCCUGUCCGGAAGGUGGAGGUGUUUCAGCAGCGAGGGGGCGGAGCUUGAGUGGACCAGCAGCGACAAAGCUCUGACUGACGAGGAGUGCUCAGUUCUCAGCAGGUUUCAGGCUGUUCCUGAAUCAGAUCUGAUUGUCGGAGCUGAAGAUACUGAAGUCCUGCAGACGAUGACCUCUGACCUCAAAACCUGUGUCCAAGCAUGUGCAGCGGAGCUGUCCUGCCACCAUGUGGCGCUGUUCAACAGACAGACUCAGUGUGAACUGUACAGCACACACACACUGAACACAUUCUGCAACACCUCCCAGCAGACUCUUCAGACCAGUGAGUUUCUGGGUAAUCCUCAGGCCGAGCUGUUUGAUUGGCUGAGCUGCUCUCUGAGAGUGAGGGGCGGAGCUUCAGAUCUGCUGGUCAUCAGGAAGAAAGGGGCGGAGUUUUCCUCGCGGCAGCAGCAGCAGAGUUUUGUGAGGAUGAGGAUGAGGAAGGCGGUCUCAGGUGUGUUCAGGACCCAGGUGUUCUCGUCCAGACGGACCUCUCUGUCUGACGCUCAUCGUUUCUGUCAGGACGGCUGCAGCCGCGACACCUGCUGCGACGGAUUCAUCCUCAACCAGAACCGCCUGAACGGAGGUUCUCUGCUCUGUGGUUGGCUGAGAGCUCCGUCGGUCUUGAUGUGUGGUGACCAGGACUGGGACGUGACUGGACGGGGGACAGCCAGUCGUAUCUGUGGGGCGGGGCUAACCUACAACAAGCAGCAGAAUAGCUUCUUGUUGGACUUCGGAGGACAAGAGUUCCACCUCACUGAUUCUGCUCUGCCGGCCGACAGCAAGAACCGCAAGGACUACCAGGCCUCCGUCGUCAGCUUCCAGGCCGUCUACCUGAACACUGACUCAGCAGCUGGGGGUUCCGGUUCUUCUUCCUGUGCAGCAGCUGAACUCAGUCCUCCUCUGGACGCGUCAGUUCAGCAGAAGUUUGAGUCUCUGUCAGACGACGACAUCCUGGUGGAUCCUCAGAAGGAGCUCCCCGCUCUGUCCUUCUGGCUCAACAAGAAGAACUACAACUCCCAGCAGGCACUGCUCUGGUGUCUCACCCGCUGUGAUGUGGAGCUGCAGUGCUCCGUUGCUGACCUCAGGGACGCCGACUCGGCAGGUUUCUUCGGCUGCUCCUUGUAUCCAGACAGCAGAGUUUGUGGAGCCUACGACAAACCACUGACACGACCCUGCCGCCUCCUGCUGGGCAGAUCGCCCAACAACACCUACAGCAAGAGGGUGGAUCUGUCUGGACCAGUGAAGAGUUUCUACCAGAGAGUUUCCUUCCAGAAGAUGGUUUCUUACUCUGUACGCAGCCGAGUCAGUCUGAGAGAAAACACACCGCUGUCUGAGGGGUUCAUGGAGUGUGAGCGGCGUUGUGAUGAGGAUCCUUGUUGUCGUGGUAUCGGCUUCGUACGACACACCAAAUCACCAGGCGGUUCAGACGUGGUUUGUCUGUCUCUGAUCAGUCUCGGGGUUCAGACCUGCAGUGAAGAUGACACCACGACCUGGAAGACUCAGGAUUGCAGACCGUCUGCAGUGAAGACCACACCAGACCCCUUCGGCUGGUACCAGAAACCAGUGAAUCAGUGGAGCUCCUCUCCUGCUCUCUGUCCCCCAUUCAACCUGCCACCAACCACAAACAAUGUGUCUCUGGACGAGUGGCGUCUCCUCUCUGACUCGUCAGUCCUGGUUGACCCAUCUGUCUCUAUGUAUGACGUCAUCCACAUAAGCCGUGACAUCACCACCGACCGGGACAAGACCAGGGACUGGUGUCUCCAUGCCUGCCAGGAGGCGGAGUCUUGUGUCGCCGUGUCACUCAGUGAGGCGGCGUCCGCCACUCGCUGUGUCCUCUACCCCGACACCACAGCUUGUGGGCUAAGCUCCGCCCCUGGCUCCUCCAGACCCGCCUCCUCCUGCAGGCUGGUCGUCAGGGAGCCCGCCCCUCAGGUGUACCUGAGGACAGAGCGGUUGCCGUUGGCUACCACCGUCUCCAUCCCGGGUCGCGGAAUCCUGCAGGGUGUUGCCGUGGAAACGGCCCUGGGCUCAGACCGGACGAAGGUCAUUCAGUUUCUGGGAGUCCCGUACGCCCGUCCACCGGUAGGAUCGCUCCGCUUUGAGGAAGCUCAACCAGCCGAUUGGACGGGAACCUGGGAUGCCACCAAACCACGUCCCAGUUGUGUCCAGCCUGGUGACGUAGGGUCUGCAGCCUCCAGCGAGGACUGUCUCUACCUCAACAUCUUCACUCCUGCUGCCCUGAGGGGGCAUGUCCCAGUCCUGGUCUUCUUCUUCAACCCUUCAACCAAUCAGAACCCAGGACUGCUGGAUGGCUCCACCCUUGCUGCUGUGGGUAAUAUCGUCGUGGUAACGGCAAACUACCGGACCGCGGCGCUGGGGUUCCUGAGCACAGGUGAGUCUGGUCUCCGUGGUAACUACGGGCUUUCAGACCAGGAGGCGGUGCUUCACUGGGUCAACAACCACAUCUCACUGGUGGGCGGAGACAACAAGAGAGUGACGGUGGGGGGGGAGCGUCGUGGUGCUGACAUCGCCAGCCUUCACCUCCUCUCCUCCUCCUCAUCUCCUCCUCUGUUCCAGCGCAUGAUGCUGAUGGGCGGUUCUGUGUUUUCUCCGUCACUGGUUCAGACUCCCUCCAGCUCCAGACGUCAGGCGGUCGAUCUGGCCAAAGAGCUCGGCUGUGUGACCUCUGACCUCACCGCCUGCCUCAGAGCGACGCCCGUUCACGAGCUCAACGCCGCUCAGACCAAGCUGUUGGCGGUCAGCGGUCCGUUCCAGUCCUGGUCUCCGGUCCGUCAGUCGGUGUCCCGGUCCUCCUUCCACAGAGUCGAUCUGCUGCUGGGAACAUCAGAGCACGACGGCCUGAUCAGCCGAGCUCGCCGAGUAAAGGACUUUGAGGCUCUUCAGGGUCGAGCCGAUGGCAAAACGGCGUUUUAUGAGGCGCUGAGUCGCUCACUGGGCGGCGAGAAAGGAAAUGACCUGCUGAAGGAGGCGGCCUCCUGGUUCUACUCUCUGGAUCACGGUCCCUCGCCUGCUGGAUACAACCUGUUCUCCAGAGCGCUCAACAAUGCCACCAGAGAUCUGUUCAUCGUCUGUCCCAGUCUACGGAUGGCUAGCCACUGGGCUAACAGCAAAGCUAACGUCUUCCUGUAUCACCAGCCUGCUGCCGGCGCUCACAGCAGGGCCGACUUGUCUGUUCCUCUGGACGUUCAGUUUCUGUUCGGGACUCCUCGUCAUCCAAUCAGCUCUCAGCGUUUCACCUCCUCUGAUCGACGCCUCUCUCUGGCCAUGAUGACCUACGUCUCCAGCUUCGUCAGGACGGGGAACCCGAACCUGUCCCGAGUGUGGGGGGAGUCGGUUCUGCCCCGCUGGCAGCCAGUCCAGUCCUCUGAGGCCCCGCCCACCUACCUGGAGCUAAGCCCCGCCCUCGUCCAGCGGCAGGGUCUGAGUCAGAGAUCCUGCUCUUUCUGGAGCCACCUGGGAAGCAGACUGACCGGUCUGACAGAUGAGUCGGGGGCGGAGCCUGUCCCACCUGUUGAUCCCUGAGGUCCCAGUGGCUGCACCAUCCAGCCAAUCAUAGACUGAGAAAGACAUCACAGCUUCCAGAUUCGAUUCGAUUCAAAGAGUGAAGAAAAAAACAGCCUGUUUCUGUUGAUCGAUUCUGUUCUAAAUAAUCAAU